UUGAACAUAAUAAUAUCGAUCCUGGUUUAUAUGCCAAUAUACAUUAUACACGUAUUAGACUAUAUUAGAGAAUGUAUCUCUGGAUAAAACGACUUUAUAUUCUUUAAGAAUAUAUUUACUUGGAGUCAAACUGAAUAUUAAAGGUUUCAUAUGAAGGUUUCUAAUUAUAAUCUCCUUAUUUUGGGAGCAAUAUGGUCUACAAUCUUCAUAACAAUACAGAGUGUCCCUAACGGACAUUUAGAGCCCCUGGGCUCUCACAGACCAAAGGAGGGCUCUGUGGCAUCAUUGGAUAAUGUUCCUUUUCCAAGGGACUUCUAUUAUAACUAUGUUCUCACAUCAACGCCAGUGAUCUUUAGAGGUGCCGCAAAACUGUCUAAAGGAUUUAAGCUAUGGAGUGAUGGUUAUUUAAGAGAGCAUUAUGGAAAUGAGAUGGUUAGAGUUGAUUAUGGCAAGAAAGAGAACAGAGACAGGGCUGCUGAUGAGAUGCCUCUUGCUGAAUUCCUCAGCUUCUACAAUACAUCUGAUAGAUACUUGAUUGACACCUUACCCACAGCAAUGUGGAAAGAGUUUUCAUUACCAAGGUGUCUGCUCUGUGGUGGGUUUACCGAUGCUCUACAGGAUUCUGUGUUAUGGUUCAGCAGUGGAGGUACCAAGUCUCACCUUCAUAAUGACAAAGUAGAAAACAUCAACUGCCUUCUGAGUGGAGAAAAAACAUGGUUCUUUGUUGAUGCUGAGAAUUCCAAGAGAAUAGAAAUGGACCAUAAAGAAGGAGAAUACUGCAGCGUAAAUGUCGACAGUGUUGAUAUGUACAAGUAUCCCAGCCUACAAGUUAUUCCAUGGUGGUCGGCAGAGAUAAAAGCUGGAGAUUGCAUCUAUGUACCUUAUGGGUGGGCUCAUCAAGUGAACUCACUGUCAAGGAAUCUUGCGGUCAAUAUCUGGUGGUCACCAGGAAUUGCUUUCAAUGAUACUGAAUGCGAAGUGGCAGAAGAAGAUUUGAGAAAAUUAUCAACAGACAUAAUUGAAGAGGCCUUCGGAGGUACACCACCUGGUGAGGUCAAUGUCAUCGGCAAGUCAGUCAUAAGAGACCAAGUCUUGACUGAUCUUCUAAGCGAGCUUCCAGAGCAGCCACCACACAUCGAGGAGUUUCUUUUACGACCAGACAAGUUACCACAAGAGAUAGAAACAUUUCUCGAAAAACACAAUCGAGAACUUCCGAAGGAACUCAAUGAAUAUCUAAAAAUGAAAAUGACAGCAACCAAACCGAAUAAGGACAAUGAACACUACGAGUUGUAAACAGAGCGCAAAGCUGCUUAUAUUUGAAUCUACUGAAAGAACAUCUUUCUUAUGAGUUAGAAACGAUACGGCAAAGCGUAGUCGUACCGUAUCUUACCGUAACCGUGUCCACGCGUCGUGAUUGGAAUGGAUGAAUUAUAGAAAGAUAUAAUAAUAAUAAUAAUAAUAAUAUUAAUAUUAAUAAUAAUAAUAACAGGAUUUUUCCUAAACUUAACCUAUUUUGGCAUCACUGGUAUUAACAUCAUCGACGUGUUUAACGGAGGGAGGAAAACCUACAAUCUCGUACCUAGAGCCUUUAUUUCUUACUGCGCAUGCUCGACGAAAAUAGUAACCGUUUCGUCGAAGAUGCGCAGUAAGAAAUAAGAGGUCUGGAUUCACCCGAUUACGCUACUGUCAUACAUGAUCUAAUCGAUCCAAUAUCCUGUAUAUGGAUGCUAAAACAAAUACUCAAAAAUAAAUCCGAGCCAAAUUCAUUUGGAGUGUGAAAGCUAUAGCAAGUGUUCACAGAGAAAAGAAAAAUCAAAGAAAGCACCGAGGUAUCAAUAAAGCAUAUCAGAUACCAGAACUAAAUCAAUAAACUGAUCGAAAACUUAUUAUUCUAACUUCAGAACCCCGUCAUUGUUGUAUUUGAGUUAGUUAGUUGAAAACAGGGACGGAAGCAGAUGCUCUGAAUGUUUCAAUCCCAAUUAAAUUUGUCGAUAUUUUUGUGUGAAAAUAAACUUCAUUUGCACUAAUAAAAAAAGAAAUGGCUACAAUU
This is a messenger RNA of Actinia tenebrosa (Australian red waratah sea anemone), 2050 nucleotides long. RefSeq names its product bifunctional peptidase and arginyl-hydroxylase JMJD5. Lineage: Eukaryota; Metazoa; Cnidaria; Anthozoa; Actiniaria; Actiniidae. The record is from RefSeq and is a predicted model, not a curated record.